Chelonia mydas (Green sea turtle) is the source of this 5011-nucleotide messenger RNA. It is a transcript of the gene MARCHF2, whose product is annotated as membrane associated ring-CH-type finger 2. NCBI's taxonomy places the organism in Eukaryota, Metazoa, Chordata, Testudines, Cheloniidae. The record is from RefSeq and is a predicted model, not a curated record. Bases 943 to 1629 code for a protein of 228 amino acids. The transcript is spliced from 7 exons. Gene Ontology annotation, molecular function: zinc ion binding; ubiquitin-protein transferase activity. Gene Ontology annotation, biological process: protein ubiquitination.
GUGACUGUCCAGGAAGUGCUGCUUUGUCUAAGUCAGUGGAGGACUCCGACAUCGGGCGACCACAGUAUGUCACCCAAGUGACUGCAAAAGAUGGCCGGCUGCUCUCGACAGUGAUCAAAGCACUGGGAGCACAAAGACCAGACUGUGUCUUAGUAGGCCUCCGGGAUUGUUGAUUCAACAAGCAAAUGGCAGCAAAAUGUGCUGAAACUUUUUUGGUUAAAAAAAGCGCAGAUAAGCUGGGCAGUCUCCCUCUGCAGAGAACACAGACCUCACAUUCAACUCAGCUAGUGAGUUGGUCAGAGAUCUUAGUUUCAAAUCCUACCUGAGUGUCAGUUAUUCUAUUCCAUUUCAAAUCUCUCCAUAAACUACAAAUAAAGAAUUGAUGAAGUGUGGAAAAUGGUGACUCUAUGAAUAUGUGGAAGGAAAAGCUCGACGCAGACACUGACAAAGGCAAAACUGAAUGCUUUGUCUAACAAACCUGGAGCAGAAUGGUGGAAGUGAGACUUGAACUUCUUUUCUUGGGGACUGCAAUGGGAGUUCACGUUCCUCUCUGCAAACAGACCAUCUGGGUUUUAUGGGCCGGGAUGUAGGAAGUCUGGCCUAGUAGUCAGAGAAGGAAUAAGCUCUAGUGAGCAAAGCAGGUAUCCAGGGUGGGGAAGGAAGUCAAAGGUCAACAUCAGUUUUAACUGCCAGUUACCAGAGUCAUGGGUCAAGCCAGAAUCAGGAAUUGAAGGUGAGGAUCAGAGCCAAGGUCAGCUGCCAAAUGCCAGACCCAAGGGUCAAGCUGGAGUUGGAGCCAGGACUGGUCAAUGAGGAUUGGAGGUGAGGCAGGGAGGAGCCAGGAACAGGAAGAGAGAUGAAGAAAGACAAGCGUGUACUCCAACCAAUUGGAGGACCUCCCGCUGGAAGCAAGCAACGAACUGAGCACCAUGGUCAGAAAUAAUGCGCUCAGGGAGUCCAGGAAGGCAGAUGAUCUGGUUUCCCUGUAGCUGGCAGUCUCCUCGAAGGAAGAUGCAACCUUGGUCUUUAGUUCUUGCUGGUUUUGAGACAGCAGCUGCCAAAAUUGAUGGUCCCAUCUGUCGAAUCUGCCAUGAAGGUGGAAAUGGGGAGGGGCUGCUUUCUCCCUGCGACUGCACAGGAACACUGGGGACCGUGCACAAGAGCUGCCUGGAAAAAUGGCUCUCCUCCUCCAACACUAGUUACUGUGAGCUCUGCCAUACUGAGUUUGUCGUAGAGAGAAGACCAAGGCCCCUCACAGAGUGGCUGAAGGAUCCUGGCCCUCGUAAUGAGAAGAGGACCCUCUUCUGUGACAUGGUGUGUUUUCUGUUCAUUACUCCCCUGGCAGCAAUCUCGGGCUGGCUGUGUCUUCGUGGUGCCCAGGAUCACUUGCAGUUCAACAGCCGGCUGGAAGCCAUCGGACUGAUAGCACUUACUAUUGCACUUUUUACUAUCUACGUCCUUUGGACACUGGUUUCAUUCCGUUAUCAUUGCCAGCUGUAUUCGGAGUGGAGAAGGACCAAUCAGAAAGUCCGCUUAAUGAUUCCGGACUCCAAGAGCCCUUAUCCUCUCCAGCAUUCCCAGCUCUCCACCAAGCUCAUGAAGAAGAAUGCAGAUGAAACAACUGUGUGAGUUAUCCCAUGCCGGAUAUCCUCCGAAUGGGGCAGCUGUGAGCAAGGCGAGGACGAGAGCGGCUUUGCAGGAAUGUCGGCAGAGAAGCGGAUUGAAUCUUUUUCUGCGGACAAGGUGUGUGACAGCUGCAGCGACCUGGCAAAACAAUCAUCCCAACCAAAGGGACUUUGCACUCAGCAAGUACUUUAGUUUGAGGCAAACAAACAGAUGAUAAACAUUUGGCUGUGUGAGAUGGCCCCAAAGGGCUCUGAAUCCACAGAGACAGAAAGCCAGAUGUGUUUAUCUGCCAGAAUUCUUUCUUAAAACUAAAUACAUUAUGUGGAAAAAAAUCCCUCUAUAUAGCUAUAUAUAUAUAUUAUUUUUAAUGGCCACGCAUAUUGUGUUUCAGUCCUUUUGUGUUGAUAUAGACAUUUUUCUAAGCUUCAGUAUAGAAGCUGGCAGCCUGAUCUCAUUCAGAGGUUGAAUCUGUGCCGUUUCUCAAAAUGAGCAUAUAAAGAACACUUCUCAUUGGACAUUGCUAAAAGUUCCUGUCUCCUUUACACUAAAUGGAUUUUGAGAUCAUUGCAGCAGGUUUUCUCCUUUGUUUUCUGUAGUGGUGGUAUUGUCCUUUUGGCAAGGUUGUGUGUGCUUUUAAUAAUUAUUAUAAUCCCAGAAGGAGUAAAAUGACAUAAUACUGAAUGGAGAUAUUUUGUAUUGUAAAAUACUGUAAUCUUGCAAAUUUCACAAUGUUUCAGAAUAUGAAAACUCUCACUUGAAGCUGUGAGCUCAUAAAAUAUGAAAUUAUCACUUUAUCCCUAGGACUCUGCUGUGUUCCGCUUUUGGUAUACUAUUACUCCUGCUAAUCAUAACACAGUGACUGACUCCCGGUGCUAAGACGAUAUGAUCCUAAAAAUCACUGCAUGGGCCAGAGACAGCCCAUUCAGGAGACCCUUAUUUGCUUAAAACCAUCUAAAGGCUAAGAGAGGAGCUGUCGCCACCCCCAAAAGAGCCGAGUUGGGUUCUCAAUGGCUAAUGUAUUCUGUUCAUGUUCCCUAAGAUCAACAUGUGCCCUGCUAGAAGUCUGAGAUACACUACCAUUAGCUCCUGCGUGGAUCUCACUGGACAUAUUCAUGUUCUGAAUCCCAAGCAGCGGGGAGGGAAACCCUCAAGACUCCCUGCGUAGUGACCUUCCGUGCACACAGCCCCUGGGGCUGCUAUUUGGAGAGUCACUGGAAUUGCUGCCUGGACAAUCAAUGGCCCUAACUCAGGUAUUUUCAUGGGUUUUCAGGGCUGAAUGGGCUCCCGGGUCACUCUCUAGUCCAGGGCACGGGUUCCUCUUCUUGCCACCCCAGUGCAUCCAGUUGCCUCUGCAAUAAGCUUAGCAAAUAGCCCUUGACACCUUGCAGUGGAAGAUCUGCCAAGGGAUUUCCAGCAACUCUUCGUUCAUAGCUAGUGUAAAUGUUCCUCUUCCUGGCUUUGGCCUUCAGUCCUUGCCUCAUCCUCUUCCAUCUCCCACUUCUGUGAGCCUCAAACAAUCCCUCCUCUAUUUAAUAUUCUGCUGUACACAGUGCCAGUCUGCAGGUGUUCGGUAACCAUGGUCCAAGCGAAUGCAGCCUGGUAAGUGCUCUGAUUAUAGAGAGCUAUUUCAGAGAGCAAUAUUCUGAGAUCCAAAUACUGCAACUAUUAAGGGAAAUAGCAAAGAGUAGGCAGGUUUGAGUUAUCGAGCUGUACUUGCAUCCAUGCAUCAUAAUUCUGAGACUGGAGUUGCUGAACUCAGAGGUGGAAUUUAGCUUGGAUAGCACAGUUCUGAGCCUUAGUCCCAUAGUUCCCAAAUUGCUGGAUUCUAAAUCCAACCUGCCGUUUUCCGUUCUCUCUCCUGCCUGGCUGAGCUGGAUCCUUUUGCCAGAGCGGCCCCUCUCCCCUCCCUGGCUUUCAGUUUGGAUCAAAUUAAAAAAAUCCUUGGUGGGCAAUGCUUGCCUAAUUGAUCAUGUGAAAUGCUCAGCUCUCUCUCCUGGGGUCGAUGGUUCCAUGUGACCAGGGCUUUGCUGUGUGGCUGGCUUCCCUCCUGUGUCUGCCUUGCACUAUUCAUUGGUGAUUGGGUGGUAGGUUACUGUGGGACGUCUUUCACUCUUUUCUCCCAGGGUUUGGUGCGGGUUUGUGCAUGUUCCCAUCACUGAUUCAGGGAAAGUCUCUUCUCUCAUCUGAUAGCUCCUUGGUACCUGGGACAAUAGUUUUCUCCUUUGUCACAUCCACACAGUACAGAGGCUUUGCUACCCUCUUCCCACUGCUGCCUUUCUCCCCAGCUUCCUGGGAAGGCCCUUGUCUCUUCCCUUCUGCUGGUUAUCCUUCAGUCUAGACUCUCCAAGGGAGCUGGCAUACCCUGUUGAAUUCCUUACAGCCCUGGUGAGACAUGAAAGGCUCCUUCAGCAGAGGUGCAAUCUGAGGGGCUUGUGGGUGGCUGCACAACAGUAAUCAAAAUCCUGUUAGCGUUUGUGCGAAAUCACGAGGAGCCCAUUCAGACUCCUAGCAGCUCCUAAAUGCAGCUGCAGGCUGCUCCGCAGGUUUGGCCAGGUCUCUCUAGUGCUUUCCAAGAGCCACAUGAACUCACUGACACUGGCUGCUGGGUUAUUGGAAAAGCACAGCCACACUUCCAGGCUUAACUGCUCUUAAGUAGUAGCUGCCUCCCACUCCUUGCUGUUUUCUGCAUUAGUGUGUUGCACAUGCUGCUCCAUUCCUCCCCCGGGGUGUGAGAGCUGGUUACAGCCAUUCACUGUGCAGACACCUGUGUCUUGGGUGCAUUUUUCUCCAAAUGUGUUCCCUUUUAUUUGACCUCCCCAGAUCCAACCAGCCCCUGGGAGGUGGUUCCUUUGACACAUCUAGCACAGACAUAAGUCUCAAAAUUCAGCUCAUAGUCAUAUGUGCAUUCAUGAUAAUAGUAAAUAAAUAGCAAAUAAAUUGGUUAGUCUCUAAGGUGCCACAGGUACUCCUUUUCUUUUUGCGAAUACAGACUAACACGGCUGCUACUCUGAAACAUGAUAAUAGUAAUGACUCUAAUGUAACCAGGCUUUCAAAUAGAAACCCAGCGUUGAUACAAAUCUGCAACUGCGAAACCUGGGAGUCCCUCUCUCGGGUGAUGGGGGUGGCUGAUCCUCUCCCAUGGCAGUGUAGCUUUAUUUUCUCUCUGCAACCUUGUAUUUAUAGUACUUUCCAAGUAAUCUGAGUUGUUGCAUGUGCCCCUGUAAAACGGUGAUACCCACUUUUGAAUCCUCUAGGGCCUCCUCCUUCCCAGCGGAGAUAUUUAGCUCUUGUGGAGUCUGGAAAAUCAGCGUCUCUGCUCUCGCACGUUUUAGUGUCCCGGAGGAAAUACACCGUGUGAUUAUGUAAAUAAAAGUGAAACAACUUU